Messenger RNA from Didymodactylos carnosus, 3255 nucleotides. The record is from the annotation of a GenBank genome assembly. Lineage: Eukaryota; Metazoa; Rotifera; Eurotatoria; Philodinida; Philodinidae.
AUGCCUGUCGUUGAUUCCGUAAACGAUCGACAAGAUUUUAUUAAUUUAUUAUUUCAAAUUGUCCGAACACCCGGUGACAACAGUAGUUUAGAUAGCAAUGGAGAGAACGCCAUAAGAAAGGAUGAUACAUUAUCGAGAAAAAACAGUGUGGAUGCAGUUGGAGUGAAACAAGAGCCAUCAUCGUCAUCGCCACCACCACCGCCGCCGCCGUCGUCACCAUCACCACCACCACCACCACCACCAGAAGAAAUUAUUAUUUUAGAUGAUGCUGACAGAACUAAAUCAUCAAAUAACGAGAUUAAUGAAAAAGAAGUUGAAAGUGGAGAAAUAACAGAAUCAGAUGAAACGGAGAAUGAAGACAAUUUGGAAGAACUUAGUCUACGUUUAAGGGCAUUACGAACUCUGCCCGAUGUCACAGAACAUGUUAAAAAAAAAAAAAACUCCAAGUUAAAGAAAAAACGCCUUGGACAACAGCAUCAAUAUCAACAAUCGUCUCGUAGUUUUAAAAAUCAGUCAUCUCGAUUUGAUAAUGAUGAUAUUGAUUUGCGUUCUUAUAUAAAAAAAAGAACAACGUCUUCCUCUGCUUCACGUCUGUCUCAAUCGACACAGCAACAUUCGCCAACUAUUAAUGAAUUUCCUCAAGAUAAAGAUUAUCGUCCGAAUCGAAAUCAUAUUGUUGAUUUAUUGAUUUCUCUUAUGUCGUCGUCAACAACUGACACUAUGCAAAAACAACAGCAGUCACCAGCAUCCAUACAUCAAAAUUCAACUCAGUUUGCUCAACACGGCCUGUUACCAAUUCCACUCAACAAUAUUAAUAACCUGCAGCAGCAAUCUACACUAACCGAUUGUUAUGAUGUUCUUCAAAUGGAUAUCGAAGAUCAAACGCAAUCCCCAUCAAAUAUAAUCUCGCCUCCUUUGACAUGUUAUGACCAAUUACCGCCGCUUCCCCCACUACCCUCAUCAAUUCAAAAUUCUUACAACUACUUCAAUCAAUUUAUUCCUCUUCAUCCAACAUUUUUGCGUCCACCUCAACAAUCGUGGCCUUUACCUAAUUUUAUAACUCAAAAUGCAAAUCCUUUUCCCACUGCACCAUUUUGGCGUACGACACCACCUCCGGAAAUACCAGUCCCUACGGCUACGGAUAUUGAUCUCCGACAACAACCUUCUUCAUUAUUAACAACAGUAUUACAACCCCCUCCGCCUCCACCACAAGCAGAGCAACAAUCUGUGACAUCUUCUAACAAACGCAUUAUUUUGAUGAAUUCAGAUAAUGUUCUGAAAAAAGUGCGUCGAAAACGCCUAAGAAAAAUAUCAAAAAAGCGACGCCUUGAGAUGAAACAGCAACAACAAACACAAGUCCCUAUCAUGGUUCAAGACCAAUCAGAAGAUUUACAACCAGAUAGUACCACAACAGUAUUAACAUCCACUACUGAUGGAGCUCAAUCUACUAAGAUACCAUUAUCAACCGAGAAUAACGAUGAAGAUUUAGAGGAAUUAAGUUUAAGACGGCAAUUAUUGGAAAAUUUAUCAUCGAAAAGGCGAAAAAAAUUAGAAGUUGUGCCACGUUCCGCUACUGCUGUAUCUGCACCGAUUUCUCCCCCGGUUCUACAAACUCAACAAGCUAAAGUAGCUCCGUUAGUGAAGCCACUUGAUUCUCCAACAAAAUAUUCGGUAAAUCAACGGUAUAAACGCGUUAAAGCAACUGUACCAAUGACCAAUGGUAGUCACGUUGCACUAUCGACAACAUCUUCAUUCAACAAUACUCUUACCACUAAUACGACGACACGAAUAAUACCUCAGACAAAUGUGACACCAGCCCAGAUUGCUGUAACAACACAAACAUUAUAUCAGUCGAGAAGUAAAAUAAUUCGAAAAGCCGAAACUGAAGCUGAUCUUCCACAAUCCAGACCCGUUAUAGUAACAUUUGAUCAGUCAUCUGACGAUGACGAGCAAACAACCAAAGCCAUAUCACUUCGAACUGAUACCCUUACAGUUCCAAACUCUGUUCAACAUGAUGAAGUCGAAUCUAUUCAACGUUUGCAUCAACUUCACGAAGAAGUUACACGACGUUCCAAUGUCGCUGUUCACUUAGCUCAACCAACUCCAUCGAUAAAUAAAGAAUCAAGUUUAUUUUCUACAUAUGAAAUAGCCGAUUUACUUGAAAAGAGGCGUUGUUUAUUGAGCGAACAUUCGAAACUGGAAGAAGUUAAAAAAAGAACAAAAAAGAAAAAACUUGAUAACAUCAUGUUAACACGUGAAAUAGAACAAUUGGGAGAGAAAUUAUUGAAAUUAAAAUCACAACAUACGGCAAAUACAUUAGAUAUUACUCAGUUACAGAAAGAAGCCUUACUAAUAACGGAAACAAUAAAAAGUCAAGAAGAUUUAAUUCGACAGUCAACAAUAUUUAAUUCAAUCGUAUCAACAAUAACAAAUAAUCAGCCAUCAAAUAUCGAAACUGUUCACGUUCCAAGAGUAAUUGCUACAAAUCUGUUAAAAAAACAACAACCGGUUGUUGAUAUUGAUUAUAAGAAGAUUUCAACUCAACUUGAUACAUAUUCUACAACAGUUGAUAAUACCUUAUUGAGAACACGAUCAUUUGCACAUCCAAACAGUAAUGAUUAUUGGAAAAAUUGUUUGCAGUCGUAUUUUAUUGAUUUAAAUCGACCAUUUUGCCCUUAUGAACUUCAAGGUCUAUGUAAAGCACAAAAUUGUUCAUUUCAACAUCAGCAUCAAGUAGAUGAACGAAUGAACACAUUUUUAUCUAAAACAGAUCCACAAUUACAAUUUUUUCACGUCACACAUGAAGAAAAAGAACAUAUUUUAAAAGAAAUUAAACCAGUUUGCUCAUUAAAUCCAUUUGAAUUCGAUGAAACCUUGUUAGAAAAUAAUAUCACUGACAAAAAGAUACAACGUUGUCGAAGUAAACUUGAACGUUAUCUAUCUGUAUGUACUGAAGAAUUUCGAUAUUUUCGUGAAAAUACAAAGAGUGAAAGCGUAUCUGCGAUCCAUCCAUUAUUGAAAUUAGUGGCAAAUGAACUUGACUCUAUUGAUUUUUCUCCAGAACAUACUGUAGCUAUGUUGUGUGAAGGACUUGAAUCCAAUCGAACAAGCAGUGAAUUAUGGUGUUUCUAUCUAGAAUUUUCAAGUUUAAAAAUGUCUGAUAUUGAAAUUCAACUGUUAUGUUCAGCAUCAUUAAAAAACUCUCAAAGUUAUGAAUUAUUUUGGACUGUAAGUGUCUAUACGUUUAGGGUGUAG